This is a messenger RNA of Akanthomyces muscarius, 1431 nucleotides long. RefSeq lists its product as uncharacterized. Gene Ontology annotation, molecular function: ATP hydrolysis activity; DNA helicase activity; ATP binding. The transcript is spliced from 3 exons. The record is from RefSeq and is a predicted model, not a curated record. Lineage: Eukaryota; Fungi; Ascomycota; Sordariomycetes; Hypocreales; Cordycipitaceae. Gene Ontology annotation, cellular component: Ino80 complex; R2TP complex; NuA4 histone acetyltransferase complex. Gene Ontology annotation, biological process: box C/D snoRNP assembly; regulation of transcription by RNA polymerase II; chromatin remodeling. Bases 1 to 1431 code for a protein of 476 amino acids.
AUGGCUGCUCCGCUCGUAACCGUUUCCGAGAGCAAGGACCUUCGCGGUCUCAACCUCAUCGCAGCUCACUCUCACAUUCGCGGCCUCGGCGUCGAUGCCACGACCCUGGAGCCCCGUGCUGCCUCGCAAGGCCUUGUCGGCCAGGAAAAGGCGCGCAAGGCUGCAGCUGUCAUUCUGCAGAUGAUCAAGGAUGGCAAGAUUGCUGGGCGCGCCUGCCUGAUUGCUGGACCUCCCAGCACUGGAAAGACUGCCAUUGCCAUGGGCAUGGCUCAGUCGCUCGGCCCCGACGUGCCCUUUACCUCGCUCGCCUCGUCCGAAAUCUUCUCCCUCGAAAUGUCCAAAACGGAAGCCCUCACGCAGGCCUUCCGCAAGUCGAUCGGUGUGCGCAUAAAGGAGGAGAGUGAGAUUAUGGAGGGCGAGGUUGUCGAGAUUCAGAUUGACCGCAGCGUCACCGGCACUGCCAAGCAGGGCAAGCUGACCAUCAAGACGACCGAUAUGGAGGCCGUCUACGACAUGGGCACCAAGAUGAUUGACGCCAUGACCAAGGAGCGCGUGAUGGCCGGCGAUAUCAUCUCGAUUGACAAGUCGUCGGGCAAGAUCACCAAGCUCGGCCGCUCGUACGCGCGCUCGCGCGACUACGACGCCAUGGGCGUCGACACCAAGUUCCUUCAGUGCCCCGACGGCGAGCUGCAGAAGCGCAAGGAGGUUGUCCACACGGUGACGCUGCACGAGAUCGACGUCAUCAACUCGCGCACGCAGGGCUUCCUCGCGCUCUUUUCGGGCGACACGGGCGAGAUUCGCAGCGAGAUCCGCGACCAGAUCAACACCAAGGUCGGCGAGUGGAAGGAGGAGGGCAAGGCUGAGAUUGUGCCCGGCGUGCUCUUCAUCGACGAGGUGCACAUGCUCGACAUUGAGUGCUUCUCGUACAUCAACCGCGCCCUCGAGGACGACCUGGCGCCCAUUGUCAUCAUGGCCAGCAACCGCGGCCACGCGCGCAUCCGCGGCACCGACUACCGCAGCCCGCACGGCCUGCCGCUCGACUUCCUCGACCGCGUCGUCAUCAUCAACACGCACCCCUACGCCUCGGACGAGAUCAAGCAGAUCCUGACGCUCCGCGCGCAGGAGGAGGAGAUUGACGUCUCGGCCGACGCGCUCGCGCUGCUGACCAAGAUUGGCCAGGAGGCCGGCCUGCGCUACGCGAGCAACCUCAUCAGCACCUCGCAGCUCCUCUCCGCCAAGCGCCGCGCCAAGCAGGUCGCCAUCGAGGACGUCCAGCGCAGCUUCCAGCUCUUCUACGAUCCCGCCCGCAGCAUUGAGUUUGUGAGCAAGUCGGAGAAGCGUCUCAUCGGUGAUGACGGCGCCGUCGACCUGACGGCCACUGCCAACGGCGCUGCGCCGGCUGCCGGCGCCGAAGGUAUGGACCUGAGCUAG